Molecule: messenger RNA, 1753 nt
Organism: Balaenoptera acutorostrata (minke whale)
Lineage: Eukaryota; Metazoa; Chordata; Mammalia; Artiodactyla; Balaenopteridae
Gene: PXMP2
Product: peroxisomal membrane protein 2
Exons: 5
Coding region: 428-1105 (225 amino acids)
Cellular component (GO): membrane; cytoplasm
Source: RefSeq, a predicted model, not a curated record
CAAAAUGACCCUCCAGAGGCCUUAAGUUAACCAGAAAGCUCAGCACGUGCCGUUCUGUAUAUUCGGUUCCGAACCGCAACUCCUAGACACCCUAAAAUGUGGACCCAGGGACCAGACUAAAGGAGUGCACGAGCCGAAGGACCCUGCAGAUCUCGGGGCCUCCAGCCCCUCUGCCCCGGAGGUGACGGCCGUCCGGGGUGAAUGGGGCCCGGGGGAGAAGCCUGUCACCCGCCAGCGUGCGCGGCGUCCGCUGCUACCUUCCGGCUUUGGCGUUUUGUCAGCACUUGGGAACUUCCUGGCCCAGUUGAUUGAGAAGAAGCAGGAAAAAGAAAACUGCUCUCAAAAGCUAGAUGUCAGAGGGCCUCUCAGAUAUGCCAUUUACGGGUUCUUUUUCACAGGGCCGCUGGGUCACUUCUUCUACCUCUUCAUGGAGCACUGGAUCCCUCCCGAGGCCCCCUUGGCAGGCGUCACGAGGCUCCUUCUGGACCGCCUCCUCUUCGCACCUGCCUUCCUGUCAUUGUUCUUCCUCAUCAUGAACUUCCUGGAGGGGAAGGACGCGACCGCCUUCGCUGCCAAGAUGAAGAGAGGAUUCUGGCCGGCGCUUCAGAUGAACUGGCGAGUCUGGACUCCAGUGCAGUUUAUUAACGUCAACUACGUCCCUUUGCAGGCCCCGCCAGUGUCCACCGUCUCCACACCAAGUACAGCCCAUCUGUGUCCGGGUCCCAAGACCACUGCCGGAUGGACGGGCUCACGGCCUAGGUUUAUGAGGGCCACGCAGCCGGGAUGUACAACUGGAUCCUGGGACUCCAUUGCUGGCGCGCUGUGCUGCCUCCCUCCCUCCCCUGAGGGCCACACAGAGCAAGCCCUCACCCACCCGCAAAAUGCAGGCACUCGGGGUUUCUGCCCAGGGUUUUACUGGGGGCUGGGCACAUGGGCACCGCCCCCUGCACCAGAGUUCCCCACGCCCCCGGAGGAGAGGCGGGACCCGCAUGAGAUCCAAGUUCCCAGACACCAGCGGAGCACCAGCCUCUCAAACAGGCCUUUCCAGGGAUUCCCAGGCCUCAGGCCUGCUGUGUUAACCUUUUUCUGCACACCAUUUAAGUAACCUACCUGAAACUAGCUCAUGCAGGCUGAUUUCCAUCCUGCUUUAGGGAGAGGAGAGAAAGAGACCUGGGGCAAGAGUCCCCUUGGGAAAGAGGUACCUUGCAAGGGUGGGAAGAGGGAGGGGACGGGCUUGGUAAUCACACACACACACACACACACACACACACACACACACCCCACCCCCACCCCCCAAGGGGUAGCAGAAAACCAGAGGCAGUGAUGGACAGCAAUAGCUGAUGUUGCAGGAAGUUAAAGCAAAAUAAAAAUCGGUCCAUUUCCAUUGGCUUUAAAAAUGGCCUUCCCAAGAGCAACUUCAGUGUCUCGAUGUGGCUGAAGCCAGAUGGCUGAGAACUGAUGAGUGGGUGGGGAGGUAGAAGAUAAACUACAAGUCUAAAAAAGUCUCUCGGACGUUUGAGAAGCGGAGGGGAAAACGGCAGUUAGCAGUGGGCCAGGGGAGGAGAAGGCUUUGCAGCUAGGAGAAGAGUGGCCAUGCUGCAUGCAGGUGGCCCCCCGGGCUGCCCCAGUGCCGGGGGUGGGGGUGGGACUGCAGCGCAAGCAGAGAGGCACUUCAGGUGGAAGGCUCGCCUCCCCUGUGAGCACAGCAGAGAGAGGAGGUCCACUGUUCACUGGGGACCCCGGCCACACCUUG